Prorocentrum cordatum is the source of this 885-nucleotide messenger RNA. The record is from the annotation of a GenBank genome assembly. Lineage: Eukaryota; Dinophyceae; Prorocentrales; Prorocentraceae.
AUGGGUCUAGCACUUAGCCCAACAGGGGACAAGCUAGUGGCAGGAGGCGAGGAUUGCUCCGUGGUGCUCUGGGACUUGUCGGCCAGAGCCAAGCUCUUCGAGGCGAAGGCCGAUGCUCCGAUCAAAGCUGUGGCCUACUCGCCCAGUGGUUUGUACGUCGCCGCCGUCGACGCCGAUUCGGCCGUCACUGUUUGGAUGGCGAGCGACGGCGAGGAGAUGGGGGGCGUGGACGUGAAGGGCGACGUGUUGUCGCUGGCCAUGUCUGCUGGCCGCAGGGAAUUGGUGGCAGUCGGGACCACCAAUAAGACCGUGACGUUGUUUUCGGCCCCCGACCUGGAGACCAUCACCACGCUGAUGCACGACGGCCAGGCAAGAAGCCUCGCAUUCUCGCCCGACGGCACCAUGCUUGCUGGUGGGGGCGGAACCGACGAUAUGCACGGCCUGAUGACGAACAAGGGCAGGGACCACAAGAUGAAGACAGUGAUAUGGCAGAUCGCCGCUGACGGCGCCGCGGACAGCAGCAGCGCCAAGCACUUGGCCGACGUGGAGUUCGACAACGUCCUCCACGCGACAGCCUUUGCCCCGAGCGGUAAGCUGCUGGCCGUCGGAGGCGAGAGCUGCGAGGUCGCCGUGCUGCUCGUGGACCGCGGCUUCGAGCGCGCCACGACUCUGCAGUGCGCCGCCGGCGUGAGGUGCCUGGCGUGGUCGCCCGACGUACGCUUUCUGGCCGUGGGCGGCGAGGACAUGCAGAUAUCGAUCUGGGACAUCGCCGAAGAAACGUUCUGGCGUUGCAGCUGCCCAAAGCAAAGGACUGGUACUGCAGUCUCGCCUUCUCCGCCGACGGGCUCUGGCUGGCGAGCUGCGGCUUCGGCACCCGCGAAGUGA